UCAGCUGCGUGGAAUGUGCGACACACACUGAGCAGACCUAUUUAAAGGUCCACCAGACGCCAGCACGCUCUUAUCCUGCACAGACAGCAGCCAUUCUUCUGUUGAGCAGACCUUUCCACGUUACAUCUCAUUCGGUCACCUUGCAAUAAGGAUGUCCUCUAUCACGGAGUUGCCCCCGUUCAUCUUCACGUUGCCCACAGUCCCCUCAUCCACACCGGGGGGGCCGUUCCUGGAAGUGAAUGCAACCUCUUGCCAGGAGUGGGAGCAAGCUCAGCACUUGCUUUUUCAUCUUGGGAACUUGUCUUUGUUGCUGGCCUUGGUCAUCCCCUCCACUCUGGAUCUACACAUGAUCCUCCUGCGCCUUCUCCUCACCACAGGAUGUGGCCUCUUCAUCGCAUGGGCAACUCUGUACAGAUGCAACCUGGAUGUGAUGGUUUGGAACGUGGUGUUUCUGAUGGUCAAUAUCAUGCACUUGUUCUUCCUUCUGUACAGGCGUAGGCCGAUUAAAAUUGACAGAGAGCUGAAAUUGGUCUAUAAGCGGAUAUUUGAGCCUCUCCAUGUGCCAGAAGCAUUAUUUCAAAGGCUCACGGGACAGUUCUGCACUAUCCAGACUCUGAAAAAGGGCCAGGCAUAUGCUGCUGAAGAUAAGACCUCUGUGGAUGAACGCCUCAGCAUUCUGCUCAAAGGAAAGAUGAAGGUUUCAUAUAGAGGUCAUUUCCUCCACAACAUCUAUGCCAACUCAUUCAUUGACUCUCCAGAGUUCAGAUCCACUGAAAUGCACAGAGGAGAGAAGUUCCAGGUGACGAUCAUGGCAGAGGAAAACUGUAAGUUCCUGUGUUGGUCUCGGGAGAGGCUUACUUACUUCCUGGAAUCAGACACUUUCCUCAAUGAGCUGUUCAGGUACAUUAUUGGAAAAGACAUCACCAACAAACUGUACUCUCUAAAUGAUCCAACUCUCAGUGACGAGGCUGUAAAAAAGAUGGACCGUCAUGCCAGCUUGCACUCUCAGUUGUCUAUGAUGCAAAUGAGGAACAGCAUGGCGAGCACGAGUGAUACAGACGACAUUCUUAACCAGAUCCUACGCGGAGGAUCUGCUGGAUCAUCGCUCCAAAAAUCACCAGGGACCAAGCUAUCCGCUAAAAUGAAGCCGAUAGAAGAAGGCAUGGAGGAUGAUGUCUUUGAAGAAACUUUGUCACAUUUGCCCAAUACGUCCACUGAGGAGGUGUAGCCUGCAAGUGAAGAAUCAUGGUCAUCACGGAUGAAAACUGGUUAAGAUGUUGUUGGAGAGAUAAAGAGAUCUUUACACCUAAUUAUAGUCUUUAUAUUCACUUGAGAUCAAGUCAAGUUUCUUUUGCUUUGUCAAAUGUCUCUACUUUUUUGGGUCACCAUUCUAUGACUUCAACAAUUAUUAUGGGAAUGCCAAGUAGUGGCAGGACCAUAUUGCAAUCGUCCAGAAUGGCCCAAAGGGCAAUGUUGCUAGCAUUUUGCUCACAAGCUAAAGUCGCAAAAGUCCCACUGCGCACCAGCGGGUGUACAGCAUGACCCCGCUCUGAUGUGGGGAAAAAAUCCCCAAAAAAUAAAACACGCCCGAAAAAACGAGGAAAAACAUGAAAAUGAAGGCGAUAUAUUAAUAUACAGAAAAGGUUUCCCUUUUCUUAUUCUUCUUAUUCCGCAUGCUUUUUUCGUCCGUUAAUGCGGCCCGAACACACGUGCACCCAUGCAUGGCAUACAUCGUUGGAUGCGUCUCCAUCGUGCCUCGAUGGGCGUUUUCUCAGUCAAAAGUGUUACCGUGGCAACGCUAGAUGCCAAAAAGCAAAUAAAAGGCGAAAAUUCGGACGCUUAUUGCUUGGCCAAACUUUAUCGUAGAGACAAAUUUACAAACACUCGGCCUGAUUGGCACUAAAGUACCGUGCAACCUCAUCAUGCUAAUUAUUAUGGUUUUUGCAAUAUUUAACUUUCAAUUUUAAAAAAGAUUCCAUUUUAUUUUGGACGCUUGUUGCUAGGCAACGGUUUGUCGUACAGACAUCAUUACAACAUUCACAAACCCGGGACGCGUUGUACUACAACAUAUUUUAGUCUCAUCAUGUUAGCUAUUACGCUUUUUGAGAUAUAUAACUAUUCUAAUUUUCAAGCUAACGGAAACGGACGCUUGUUGCUGGGCAACACGAUAUCGCAGAGACAUCGUUAAAAGACUCGAGACAAUGUGGACUACAACAUACUGAGGUUUCAUUAGGCUGUUGUUUACAACUUUUGAGAUAUUGAAGCCAAAUUUUCCCAUUCUAUCCUAUGGGGCUUGUUACCAUGGCAAGGGGAGAAUAUGAAUAAAUCAUCUGUUAAUGCUCCCCGGACCUCAAUGUGCAUUCAGGCCUUGGUUUGGUUUAUUGGCCAUUAUUAAUAACCCCAAACAUGGCCAGAACCACCUCCAACACAACCAGAACAACCUUAAACACAACCACUACAGCCCCAAACAAAAGCAGCGAGAGGGGACGAAUGGGCAGUAGGGCAUGCCCAUAUCUCUAUUACUAUUAUUCGACAUGUUCUAAAUAUAUAUUAUUAAUAGAUUAUGUUAAUACCACAACUUUAACCACAUAAUUAUUUGCAAGUUUUAUACUAUAUGUACUAGGAUGUGGUUCUUUCUUUUUUCAUUACUCUUUAACCAGAAGCCAGCACUGUUUGUGUGUUCAGUUCAUUUUUUUAGUACAGUGUCUGCUAGAACGCCUAAUAAAGUUUUACAAUUUCAUUAGGCCUUCAACACGCACACACACACACACACAUACUUUUAAUGUUGUCAUAUCACUGCUGUUGCACAUUAAAUGUCUCCCCCCCAAAA
Molecule: messenger RNA, 2830 nt
Organism: Cololabis saira (Pacific saury)
Lineage: Eukaryota; Metazoa; Chordata; Actinopteri; Beloniformes; Belonidae
Gene: popdc1
Product: blood vessel epicardial substance
Exons: 8
Coding region: 152-1228 (358 amino acids)
Cellular component (GO): sarcolemma
Molecular function (GO): cAMP binding
Source: RefSeq, a predicted model, not a curated record